Molecule: messenger RNA, 1617 nt
Organism: Drosophila innubila
Lineage: Eukaryota; Metazoa; Arthropoda; Insecta; Diptera; Drosophilidae
Gene: Nthl1
Product: endonuclease III-like protein 1
Exons: 4
Coding region: 6-1133 (375 amino acids)
Biological process (GO): nucleotide-excision repair; base-excision repair, AP site formation; base-excision repair
Cellular component (GO): nucleus
Molecular function (GO): DNA-(apurinic or apyrimidinic site) endonuclease activity; DNA binding; oxidized pyrimidine nucleobase lesion DNA N-glycosylase activity
Source: RefSeq, a predicted model, not a curated record
UGUUUAUGCUUAAAAUAAAUAUAAAUUAUAUGCAACAUUUACACAAUAUUUGUAUUAGAGCAAUGGCGUCUAUAUCCAAACAAACUAAGCUAACUUUGUCCAGUAAAUUGGCUAAGCAGAAUAAAGUCGUUAAGCCAAAAGCUAUAAUAACGAAACAAGAUACAAGGCUCUUGGACAUUGAGGAUUUGCCAGGAUCUGUUCCACGCUACUUUUCACCUGUGCAAACACGUAGUCAACGUCAGGUGAACAAUGCCGGAAUCAAAAUAAAAAUGACCGACAAAAAAGCUCGUCAAAUUGUUAAAAAAGAUAAUGCAGAUAAAGAUUUAAAAUCCACAGAGAUUAAAAUCUGUUCAGCGACAAUUAUAAAAUGUGAAGUAGUGCCAGAAUCUUCGCUCCUUGAAGAUAAAAGAAUUAGCCUUACUUCAGUUAAAAUGGAGGUUGAAAGUCCCAAUGCAAAUUGGUGGCAACAGUUGGAAAAUGUGCGUUUAAUGCGUGCGGAAAAACCCGCCCCAGUGGACUCUCUGGGAUGUCAUCAAUGUGCCGAUAAAGAUGCUGAUGAAAAGACACAAAGAUUCCACAAAUUGGUGGCACUUAUGUUGUCCAGUCAAACUAAAGAUGAAACCACGUUCGAGGCAAUGAACCGUUUAAAGACGAUAUCAUUAACACCCGGCAGUGUAAAGGAUAUGCCCAUUGGCGACUUGGAAAAGCUGCUUCAUCCUGUGUCUUUCUACAAGAACAAGGCCAAGUAUCUGAAACAAACCUCGCAAAUCCUGAUUGACAAAUACAAUGCGGAUAUUCCAGACAACAUACAGGAAUUAUUGAAGCUUCCCGGAGUUGGUCCCAAAAUGGGACACAUUUGCAUGGCAACGGCUUGGAAUAAAGUGACCGGCAUUGGAGUCGAUACCCAUGUUCAUCGCAUUGCCAAUCGUUUGGCUUGGCUUAAGCAACCCACCAAGGAACCGGAGCAAACGCGCAUUCAGCUGGAAAGCUGGUUACCAAAACAUCUUUGGGCAGAGGUUAAUCAUCUAUUUGUCGGAUUUGGACAGACCAUUUGCACGCCUCUUCGACCCAAUUGUGGCGAAUGUCUCAAUAAACACAUCUGUCCGGCAUCAACAGCUUCCAAGAAAUCCUAAAUGAUUGAUUCACCAAUAUCCUAAAUCGAAUUAGAAGUUAGGUUGUAAAUUUGUUAUUAUCAAGAAAUAGCUUAUGAUGUUAAAAUGAAAGGAGGCAUCCUGUUGUUACCUAAAUUUAAGUAUUUAAGGAAUUCACAAUUUUUAAUUUUUUUUUCACUUUUGUUUGUUAUGAUUUGAAGUUAUUUUAAGGAGUUAAGCCAUACUUCUCAGUUCUUCAAAUUAAAAUACAAUUUCACGGAGUUAUAUAACAUUAUUUAAUUAAUAAUUAAUUUAAAAUAAUAUGCAAACUUUUGCUUACUGAAUUUAGGGACUUAAGCGAUUUAAUAUUGUUCAUUAUAUUUUCAUAUUAAUCUGUAAUUAUUAAGAUAUAAGAUCCCCAAAUAAUUUAAGUGCUCCUUGGAUCUCAAGUGUUUUACUUGAAGGAACUUGAGUUUUUUUCAAUAAAAUAUGUAAAUUCAUUAUGAAUUUAUAAAAAAAUUUUAAA